Molecule: messenger RNA, 5405 nt
Organism: Bursaphelenchus okinawaensis
Lineage: Eukaryota; Metazoa; Nematoda; Chromadorea; Rhabditida; Aphelenchoididae
Source: the annotation of a GenBank genome assembly
AUGGAGAUGCUAACAAGCUUGGGCGAGCGAUACUGUUUAGUAUGUGGUGACAGUGGUGCUGAGAAUCAUUAUGGUAGUGUUUGUUGCAAGUAAGUUUUUUAGUAAUGCUUUUCCUCAAAAUGAAAGGUAAAAAUUUUAUUUCAUUAUUUAAAUAGUAUGAGAAGGGCAAGGGCUAGCACUCUAGACAUUGGAUUUGGUAAGGCUAGUCUUGAGGGUCGGCUGUGAGGCUAAGAAGCUUUGGCUUACAUUAGCUGGAAAUGAAUUUUUAUACAUAUAUAUUAUAGUAUAAUACCAGCUUGACUGUCAAGCCGUGUUUAUAGAAUUUUCGUAAAAGUAAAUAAAGUAUAGUUUAACUAGCUUAAAAAUUUGAAAGAUGAAAAUUAGAUAACAAUUCAUGUUUCACCAAAUUUCGAACCAUUUUUUAACUUUAUAUUAGAAUACUUUCAGCGGGUGUAAAGGAUUUUUUCGUCGCUCAAUCCGAGCUAAACGGGUCUAUGUUUGUGCUCAUAAUCUUGGCUGUAACAUUGUUAAAGGUGAGUCAAUUUUAUUAGAUUAUAUUGUUAUUUUUAUUCUUUACGCCUCUAUGUUUACUUUUUAAGUUUUAUGCUAGGUCAUUUUAUCAAUUUUUAACAUUUUAGCUAAACUGUGUUAAUGUUUUAGUAACUUUAGAUUACUGUUUAUAAAGUAAUGGUAUAGUGUAUAUUUUGAAGAUGUAUCCGUAAUGAGUAAAGCCUUGUCGUCAAUUUAUAUUGGUUUUAUUUGUUGAUAAACGACAAAACUUUUUUGAAACUUUAGAAUCGAAAUUUAUGCUGCUAUACGGAUUAAAACAUUAGUUUAGUGUUAAUUUUAUUAUUUUAGGUAUUAUAUUUUACUACAACUUACUUACUUUUUUAUUUCUUCAGAAUACCGAAACUGUUGUAGAGCCUGUCGCCUUCAAAAAUGCUUAAAAGUUGGCUUGAAUCCUGGGUGUAAGUUCACUUUUUUGUGAGAAAGAAGGCUUCUUAAUGCCAUUUUCAAUGAUAUCUAAUCUAAUAAUGAUGAUUUUUUUAACCUAGAUUUACUUUUUUUAAGAUAUAAACUGCCUUUUCGCAAUUUUUAAAAAUUAAACUAGAUAUAAAAGCUUUAUUUUUAAUGUUACAGUAGUCCAAAGUGACCGUCACGAAUCCUCAAGCCCCACCGACUGGUCGGUGGAAAUGUACGAAAUCCGAGGUAAUAAUAUUGGACCAAUGCGGAGUAAAAACGUAUCCACACAUCUACUUUCAAGUCGUUCUCAAUAUGAUCCUCGAAUCGAAACUCGACUACCUUUUGCCACCUUUCCGAGUAUUAAUACUCCGCCGAGUAUUGUGCGACAAAACAGUAUGGUCAUUCAGGUGGGUAUUGACGAAAAAAGUUAUUUUUAGAAGUUACAACAUACACGUAAUAUAAUGUAUCGAUUAUUUGCUAAAGCAGUGCAUAAAAUGGAAUUCAAUCACAUGAUAAAGGCUUCUUAACAAUUUUUGUCUAAUCGCUUAUCAAAAGAAGAAUAUUCUAAGGAAUUUAAGAUGAAUUACAGUACUUAAUGCUUUGUUACCUAAAAACGACAAAAUUUUAAUUGUAAAUCUUUUUUUUGACGAAAAUAGUUAGCCUUGCCUUAGCCCUAACCUUAGCUAUUGCUCUAGCCUUAAGCUUAUUUUAGCUCUGGCAAGCUCUAGCUAGCUAUUUCUCUAGCUUGACCUCGACCUAUCUUUUAAAAAAAUUAUGAAAAAAAGUCAUUUUUAAUUUGUGACGAAAAGGCAUCUUUUUAUACCUACUACAAUAUCAUAGACACGAAACCACUCUAGUAUAAUAUCGUCAAUUCACUUUGUAGGCAUCGAACGCUCAGAUUUAUAUUUUUAGCUGCAAAAAAUAACUGAAAACACAUUAAAAGUUGCCUUAAUGGCAGUUUUUGUAAAGGAAAACCUUUCGAGAACAAGAUCAGAGAACAGUUUUUAUAGCGCAAAAAAGUUAACUAAUCUAUAUUACAUGAUAUGUUAACUUUACUAAUCUGUAUAAUAUUAUGUUUUAAACAAAAAUGUAAAUUGUAUUACACCUUUUAUAUAAAAACCAUUAGUAUUAUAUAGAUAAUCUAAGGUGAGGGCAGGGGACGGCUAAAAUAAAGCAAGAUUACGAAGGGCUAGGGCUCUGGGCUAAAUCUACGACUAAGGCUAAAGCUAGGGCUGUGGCUGGGCUCAAAGCAGCCAUAGUUUUUUGCGAAUUUUCACAACUUUUAGAAUUUUUACAUUAUUAUAAGCAUGAUAAUGCUGAAAAAUAGGUUUGGUAACCCAAAAGACCUUGUAGACAACAAGAAAAGGUUUUUUAAACAACAUUUAUUAUGGUAAAAGUCUUUAUUAGUAUAUUUAUUUUGCAAAGACUUAUUUUUUACAUUUUCUGACUUUACUUCAAGCCAGGUGUUUACAACUUUGUUUAUCAAUGUCAAUAAUAAUGUUCUUAUAAAGGUUAAGGGUUCGAGUUUUUAGGAAUAAAAACAAAAGGCAAAUGUUUAAAAAGAAAAAAGAAGUAACAAAAAAGGAAGUAUAAUAUAAUAUGUAUCGUACAUAUAAUACUCAGAGCGUAGUAAAAAUUUUUAAUUGGAAACGGAAAACGGGUAAAAUACGACAGGACUAUUUUGAGCUGAAGUUUGCGCUAGGGUUUUUUUUUAAUUUUAAAAGCGGUGCUAAGGAGACGACCAAGACUGGGGUUUCGGGUUAUGUCUAGGGCUCUGGGCUAGGGCUCUAGGCUAGCCACGUGCUUUGACACUUUUUCUUUAAAACUUUUUAAGCAUUAGGUUGAUCACAUUAUUCUGUGCUCCUUAUUCACGAAAAUUUGGUUUGAGAAAGGGCCCAGAAUUAUUUGCACGACCUAAUGCAUUAUUUAUAUUAUCACGUAUACUUUUCAGGACCCCCAAAUCAGUUGUCUAUCAGAAUGUGACAUCCCUUCUACCUCAAACUUGUCCUCACCAUCAAGCCUUGAAUUUCCAAAUAAAACUGAAAUUCAAUCCCUACCUUCUAUUACAACAAGCUCUCCAGGCUACUGUAGUGAUAUCGUAUCUACCAGUGGAGCAUGGAACAGUAAAAGUGGUAUAACAUCGAAUGACAGUGGAUUUUCAUCAGCAUCCGGGUUGGUCAUGCAGUAUCAAAUGCUGGUAAGGGUAAACUUUGAUAUUUUUGGGCUGGGCGUGGGUUUUUUUGAAAUUUUUUUUUAAAAGUUUUUAAAGUAAAAAAGAAAUUAUAAAAACAACUUUUAAAAAUGAAAUUUCAGGCCCAGCCAGACUUCCUCCCCCUCGGCUGUAAACAAGCCAUACCAACCUUCAACCCAAAUGACAUCUUAUCAGUGACAAACUACUGGAAAUGCGUUGACAAUUUCCUCGACACAUAUCGCGACACAUUCGUAUCCCACAUCGGUAGUACCGACCUAGAAUACUUUAACAACCCCAACUUGACAACUGAAGAAAGCUUCCUCCACCCUCGAGCUAUGGCCGCGAGAUCGGCCAUAGAUUGGGAACCACGAACUCCAGGCCUAGAUCCCUUUGUCAGAAUAUGGCUACGGACUAGUUUAUAUGUAAUUGACUGGAUUACUCACAUUCCGGAGUUUUUACAACUGGAUGUUAGUGAUCGGAUCACGUUGUUAUCUGAUAGAGCGAUCGCUGGCACUUGGGGCAGUGUAGUACAGAACACGUUGAUGUACUACGAACGAAACCCUGGCUGCACGAUGAAAAUGAUACCAUUAACUGGCGGAUUGUACUUUCCAAUUGACAAUCCAGAGUUGUGUGGAGUUAGCAGAGAGUAAGUUGAAUAUCAGUAGUGAAAGCAUUUAUGUUAUUAUUAUUCUUGACAGCCUUCGUUUGUUCUGUUGUCUUGUUGUAUAUUACACGCCUAAAGUUAUAUUUUAUCGCUAAAAGUGAAAAAAAAACAGUUGAACAAUCGUUUACGCUUUAUAAAUAUUAAAAUCGCGUUUUUUUGCGGGGCAUGUUUGAGCGUAUAAAAAAGCAACUGAUUUACAGCGCAGGCUGCAAGAUGAAUUUUGCGGGCGCAGCGAUAAAUUAGCUGUUAGCAACAUUAAAUUGAUAAAAGUUAAUGAGAUUAUUGCAAGUUUACGUUGAUUUUACUUCAUUUUACUUGUUUUAUAAGUGAUUUUGUCUGAAAAUCAAAAUUUAGUUCAUAUUUCAUAGAAUAUAUGCUCAUAGGUCUAUAUUUUCUCUCAAAAGCCUUAUUUAACCCUAAUUUUCGUCAAUUUUAAUCAUCUAACGACCUAAACUAUUUCUCUAACUCCAUACUUUGUCCUUGACUAUUGCUUUGCAGCUGAAUGUAAAUUAUCUAUGUUUAGGGAUGUUUUUAGAAAUUAUGGCUAUGUGGUGCAGUUGUACAAGUUGGCCUGGCAAACGUUGGUGAAGCCAUGCAUGGAGCUUGGAGUUAGUGACGAAGAGAUGCGAAUUCUCCGAAUCUUGAGUGUAAUGUGUCCUGGUGAGUUAUUUAUUUGGUGUUUAUGAUUUUAGGAUAAUGUUUGAAAAAAUUUACAUUAGUUUUUAAAGGUUUUUGGAUAUUACACAUGAUAUUGGGGGUUUGACGGGUUAAAAGCGCUGUUUUUGGUAGUAUUUUUGAAAGAAAAGAUAGUUGGGACGAUGUUGAUGCUAAUAAAAGAGUAAGUCUGAGCUGGAGGAUUAUAAAAUAGGGAAAAUAUUAAGCUAAACUUGGUCACUAUCAGUUAUUUGGUUUUUUGAUAUUACACUGCAUUUUGAUGAAAACUAUGACUUUUUUUGUAUUAAAAAGGUGCUUCAGGAUUUCUUGAUUUAUGUCAUUUUACCAAGCUAGAAGUUUAAGACUCAAAAACCGAUUAAAAAUUAUGUUAUCUUUGAACAUACUCGCUUAAAUUCUCUAAUAUUACAAAUUAUUGCUCAUUACUUCUUUUCUUUCAUGAUGUGUUAUAUUUUUAGUGAUAGGGAUGAGUGAAGGAGCUGUUGAUCUUGUCACAAGGACUCGAAGAUUCUACUUGAACGUGCUUCAGAACAUUGUACGUCGACGUGAAGGAAUGGACGUUGAGAGAACGAUGCAGAGAGUGGCAGAUUUGUUGUUAUUGCUGACGGCUUUUGAUGUGAGUUGUUAAAAAAUAUUUUUGUAUGGUUUUUAGGCAUUACGUUUAAAAUUUGUUGAACUUUAAACGAUUUUUAUUGAAGAUAUGACGUAUUAUCUUAUGUAUGCUUUCAGAAGAUAGCUCACGUUGAAGACGAAAAUAUGGCUGUAAUGUUGUUGUUUGGGCUUAGUGACUUUAAUGGUGAUGUUAUGGAGAAUUUUCAUUUGAGGAGACGUCGACUGGUCGAUAAUACAGAAGCUACGACUAGCUUGCCUACUACUGAUAUUAGUUUUAAGUUUAACGAGCCUUCUAGUGUCUAA